Molecule: messenger RNA, 234 nt
Organism: Meloidogyne enterolobii
Lineage: Eukaryota; Metazoa; Nematoda; Chromadorea; Rhabditida; Meloidogynidae
Source: the annotation of a GenBank genome assembly
AUGAAUUGUGGAAUACGUUUAUUCGCUUUAUUCUUCCUUUUAGUUGUCAAUCUUUCUUCCUUUACUGAAGUCGAUUCUGCUAUUGGACCUCCUUGGACCUGGCCUACCCACCCUUAUAGACAGGGACGUUCAGUUCCAUUCCAAGACAUGAGAGCUCGACGUCAUGCAACAUCAAUUGCAAUAAAUAAGAACUCAAGAACUUUAGCUAAAAUUAUUUCUGAUCUAAAUUCUUAA